Messenger RNA from Scylla paramamosain (green mud crab), 3635 nucleotides. It is a transcript of the gene Ppat-Dpck, whose product is annotated as bifunctional coenzyme A synthase-like. Lineage: Eukaryota; Metazoa; Arthropoda; Malacostraca; Decapoda; Portunidae. Gene Ontology annotation, molecular function: dephospho-CoA kinase activity; ATP binding. The record is from RefSeq and is a predicted model, not a curated record. Bases 194 to 1822 code for a protein of 542 amino acids. Gene Ontology annotation, biological process: coenzyme A biosynthetic process. The transcript is spliced from 4 exons.
UCUCUUCUAUCUUCAGUCUUACAUAGAUCGUAUUUGGCUUAAAAUACGUGAAAUAGCGAAGUUUAUGAUCAGUCCUGGCGUUUUCUUUACCGACGGGGAAUGCAAACCCAAAGCGCCGUAAACAUUGAGAUGCAUGUGACUUAUCAGGACCACGUAUGAACCAGUGUGAACCAGGCUUGUCACUGUUGUAAAGAUGUGUCCAGUGACAGGCCUCCUGGUGCUCACUCAGCCAGCAGGCAGCAUUGUAGCCAGACUCCCCAGGGUGCUGAGAGCAGCCUCCCAGCAUGUGACUAAAACACUCUAUAUCCACCUUGACCCACAAGCUAAAACUCAUCUGCCAGAAAGCAUCCGGCCACUCACCCUCUACAAUCACAUCAUCUCAAGCAUCUAUGGCCGCAGUGGUUCACUUUGCCAUGGCCUGGAUGUGCGAGUGUUGUUGGCUGGCUUUAAGGACUCCAUUCCCAGACCACCUAGAACUCGACUCCCAGUGGAUGUGUUGAUCCUGGAGGGCACAGGGCAGGAUAGGGAGAGGCAUUACAGUAGCUGUCUGGCUGCUGGUGGGCAAGUGGUGAUGUUGCCUGAAGCACAAGAGAAGAGGGAAGGUGGAGAUAACAUGAUCCUUCCUGUUUCUCUUCCAACAGACAAGGUUUAUCCUAAUGUAGUGUUGGGUGGCACCUUUGACCGGCCACAUGUUGGCCAUCUGGUGAUGUUGUCAGCAGCGCUGCUGCGAUGUAAUGGCCGGCUUGUCUGUGGGAUGGCUGAUGGACCCUUGCUCAGGAAAAAAACACUGACUGAGCUGAUCAGACCCCUUAAGGAGAGGAUGGCUGGCUUGGCCCAGCUGGUGGAGGAACUGGACCCCAGUGUUGAGCUACAUGCCGUUCCCAUUGAGGAGCCCCUUGGCCCCACAGCAUGGGACCCCAACAUGGACAUGAUUGUGGUGAGUGAGGAGACAAAGGGUGGUGUGGCAGCAAUCAAUCGUGUCAGGGAAGAGAAGGGUCUGCCACUCUUAGAGGGCCAUGUGGUGACCCUGGUAGAGGAUGAGGAGCGACAGUCCGCUGAAGAGGAAACCAAGGCCAGUUCCUCCUCAGGAAGGAUGCGGCUUCUUGGCACCAUCCUGCAGGAGCCCACACCCAACCCUGCCAUCCCUGCCCAGCCCUGUGUCAUUGGUCUCACCGGAGGCUCUGCCAGCGGCAAGUCAAGUGUUGCCCGGCGGCUGGCAAGGCUCGGUGCAUCUGUGGUGGACUGCGACAAGCUGGGCCAUGAAGCUUACCUCCCAGAGACAGCAUGCCAUAAGGCACUAGUGGAUGCCUUUGGCUCAGAGAUUGUAGGUGAGGAUGGUCACAUCAACCGGAGAGCACUGGCAGCAAGAGUGUUCAACAGUGAAGCAGCAAGGCAGCAGCUAAACAGCAUUGUGUGGCCAGAGAUUGAGCGGCUGGUGGAGCAAAGGGUGGCCCAGCUGAGGGCGGAGGGGACGUCAGUGGUGGUUCUGGAUGCUGCAGUGCUGCUGGAAGCUGGGUGGGACAAACUUUGUCAUCAGGUGUGGGUGUGUGUGCUGCAGCGAGAGGAGGCAGUUCGUCGCAUCACAGAGCGAGAUGGCAAGACCCCGGAGGAGGCUGAGCGACGGCUAGACUCACAGAUGGCACAGAGACAAAUGGUGGGAAGAGCAAACGUGGUCUUCUGUACACAGUGGGCGGGGGAGUACACCCAGAAGCAAGUGGAGAGAGCCUGGGCUGCCCUCACUGCCCACCUGGCCCAGAGCAAAGUUGCUGCCACCACCACCACGAACCAGACUGCUGCUGCCCCUCCCAAGGCACGUGUCUAGCAAGGCUCAGGUGCUGUCCUUUGUGCCUUAAUGCUGUAGCCAGGAGGUGGUGGGUCAUGGGCUAGUUUGGGUACAUGCAGUAGUUGAAUGUUGUAAUUUUUUAGAGAUAAUUUCUGAAAUGCCUUUUUUAUCUUAAUAUUUUCAGAAUUGAUAUGUUUUAGUGUGGGUUGUAGUACAGUAAAUCCUCAGUAUAGCAGAUAUUGGAUAUUAUAAACCCUUUAAACAUACUGAAGAAGACUUAAAUUUAAUUCAUCUUAGAUUGUUUCAAGCAACACUUCACACACUGGUGAAACACUGACAAAAUCUGAAUGAUGUGCAGCAGAAAUAUGUUAUUGGACACAAGGCACAUGGCUGGUGGGCAGUAUCUCUGUAUUCUUCUUGUGUUCUUGCCACUAAGUGUUGCUGCUGUAAGAAUGCAUAUUACUGAAUGAUUAUCAUUAUAGCAGACUGAGUUCACUAAGAAGCCUCUAAUGACUGUCAUAGUGAACUUUUGUUUUGGAUAUAGCAGCCUGCCUUUCUCUCCAGUUAAUUACAUUGAGAGUUCAUUGUUUGUCAAGAAAAAUAUACAUCUAAUUAUGCAGUAAUGUAUUUUUUGUUGUGGAGAGGAGUUAAAUUGGUAAUUGCCUGAGAUGGGGUGCUCAGGAAGGCUGUACACCACUGGCAGGCACUAGAAGAUAACGUUGUACCACAGAGCCUUUCACUUUCUAAGGGAUCAGUGAAGUAAUGAGAACAACCAGAUAGAAUCAGUUUGGACAUGUAGAAAGGAAGUACAGUUGACAAUAGUAAGUAUUGUCGUAUUUUCUAUGUAUUGUUUAGUUCAGCAUCUGACAAAUCCUAUGAGAAUAAGAUUAUAUUUGUGAUUGAUCAUUGUUGAUGUGCUCUGUAUUGUUUGCAAGAUAGAAGUUUGUCAUUUGAGCAUGUUAACCAUUUAUCAAUCUACUUCUCUUAUUUGGGGAAUAUUAUUGGAAAUUUCUACAAUAUCCCUAAAUGCUUUGCUUCUUUAUUCUAAGAUGGAAUACCUUGAUAGUGUAUACACAGCUCUGUAUACACUCAAGUACCAUCAUUUAGAAAGGUGACAUAUUACUUGAGGUCGUGAGAGAACAGCCAUGACCAUGCAUUGGCCUCCAUGGCACCUAAUCUGUUAUAAAGAUUGUGGUGGCAAAGGUGUUUUUCCAGCAUCUUCUUGUCCUCCUUCCAUGGAGUGUAAUAGUUUGGGAGUAUGUCCACAAUGCUUCUCAUAUAGACAACUUUCAUGAAGCCCAACUUGAUGCAAGUCAUCUCCUUGUACUAUACUUGUCCUAUUGUAUGGAUUUUCUUUGUUUAUAUUGCCUUCUUAGCCUGGUUCUUGAUUAUCUGCAUCUACAUUCUAAUGCUGCUGACAGGAGGGAAGACAAGCCUUUGCAGAGGUCAUUACAUCCUCUUUAGUUUAUAAAAGAGGGAAAUAAGCUUCCUGUGUUAAAUUCAAGUGCAAGUAUAUGAAAAUAUUACAUUAUGUCUGUGAUAGCAAGUGUGAUGUUAAGCACUAAGCCAGGUGUGGGUCCCAUGGAUAUCAGGCAUUUUCAAAAUUCCACCUGUGGGUCAAAGUUGCAUUUUCCUCACUUGAACAGUGCUAGUUGCUAAUUGCUAGGAUGUACUUCUACAUUUGCAUAUAACACUAUGCAAUGAUUUAUUUGUCAUGUUGGCAUUAUUGUUCUCAUUAUGUAUCUCUUGUCAGAGUAUUUUUUUUAUUUUGCUAUAAUCUCUUCAUUCUAUUGAAAAUUGUUGUAAUAAUUAGGGUCAUUGAUUUAAAAAAAUAAUGAAAGGAUCUCUUGUA